AUGUUUGCUAUCAAGUCUUGUCCAGAAAAACUUUCUGUCAGAGUUCGAGAAAAUCAGCUCAAAUUGAAUAGAAUGCCGUCCUGGAAUUCACGUGAUACGUUUUUUGUCAGUGCCUUAUUUGACAACACUGAUUUUUCCGUGAAGAAAUGCUUGAGUUUCUACGUUGGUGAUAUAUUGUGUAUUAUGGACACAGUCUACGAGGGUCGAGUUGGCAAUUGGUAUGCAUUCAAGUUAUCAGCAAUGGGGAAGGUUGUUGAUCAAGGAGUCGUACCAAGUCAUGAACGGGCAUCUCAGCUAGUGCAUCGUGUUAAUGAAUCUGCAUGCUCAAGUGGUUGUAAAUGUACAAGGAAAGUGUCUCCUUAUGGUCGUGCAAAAUCGUCUUAUCAGGCUGCUUUUCGGGGACGUAAUACAGCAAUUAAAUUCCCUCGACCUAUUGUACUGCUUGGUGGGCUUGCUUUGGAAGUCGUGGACAGUUUAUGCAAAUCGUCAUUUGUUGAAUCUGGAUCGAAAUAUUGCAGGCCAGAAACAAUAAAGACAAGACUAGAAUUGUGUACCAAUCCUGAUGGGAAUCAAGAUAUUGUCAUCUGUGGCAGUUCACAAGUGAAUAUCGAUUUGAUUGAAAAAGCAGCUGACAAAGGAUAUCAUUGUAUUCAGAGCAACAUUUGCACAGAAGAAAUUUUGAAAUUGGUAUCAGCAGGUUUACAUCCAAUUGUCAUCUAUUUAUACUCAAAGGCACAAACAACAACAAAGAUUUCAAGAGUGGCCAAUGCAUCAGAUGAUAAAGCUAAGUCACUGAUGUUUACGAGUCAGUCACAAACACAUAGGUUGAUUUCAAAAGGACUAUUGAGUGCCACUCUGAAAACACAUGAUAAACUUCCAAAGACUGUUGAUAGCACAAAGAGGCUUGUAGCGACUCUUCAAGAGUCUCUCUAUUGGUUACCGUCAAAGUUUCAAUUUUCAGAUUGCGCAUCAGAGCCAAGAACAAUAGCUAACAAUGUUGUACAGAGUCAUAUGGCUAUUGAUCUAGAUUCUCAAAUUGGAACACUAAGCAAGUCAAAGGGAGAAUCUGAAAGAACUGCAGCGGAAUGCACUGUUCAUCCAUUUGAAGGAAGUCGUUUACUCAUUGAUGUUAGUCCUGAAGGUGGUGAAUAUCGGGCGGGCAGCAUUGCAGUCUUUGUUCCCGCGGCUGCUUGUCAAACAUAUCAGCAAAUCAGGGUUCAGUUAUUAUUCAAUGGUGAACCAAAUUUUACACUAGACGUGGAGAAGAAAAUGAUCUUUCGCUUCAGUGGAGAUCUUGUGCUCGAACCUCAUGAUCUACAAUUUCGAAUCCCAAUAGAAAUUCGGUUUCCUUUUACAACAGUGCAACGAGGAUGGAUAAUGUUAUUGAUGAGAGAAGACGCAGGAAUGCGAUGGACGACGGCACUGGCUUUUGAUGGCGACACUUGUCAGGUAAUCGAACAGGACAGUCAUUGUCAUUAUGACAUUCAUACAGCCACGCUCAAGCUGAGUCAUUUCUGCAAGUAUCGUUGGUGUGGCUACCAGAAGGAGAAUUGCUCCAGUUCAAAGAAAGUCUUAAGGUGCAACUUGUUUGCCAGAAUGAACUCGUCAGGUGACAGCUGCGACUUUGUUCUUCACUUUUGUGAUAAUUGUGAAGACGCAAUCAAGAAUGUUACAGACAGGGAAACCACUCGCAAAAGUCCUAAGUUUAACUGUGCAGACGAUUACACAAUCGAAAUACCUCCCGUAGGCAUUUUGAACAUUGAAGUGAUUUCGGACGAUUUUGAAUUGGAAGACACGCCUGAGACCAAGAUUUCUCUAAGCGAGCUGUGGCCUAAUCAAUACUGUGGAACACUGCAGAAAGUUUCCUUCUGUGCAAAUCUGAUAGAAAACUUGGCAGCGAUGAGACGAGACCCCAAGUUAUUGGUGAAUGUUACAGCAGCAGAUAAAUACAUAACACUAAAAGCAAUCAUCGAGCGGCCACCACAAAAUUGGGCAAAAACAAUCACAGAAAAGUUUCAGUCGAUCUCACAUCCUGAGUUUGUAAGACAACGUUCAUGCAGUUCAUGUCAGAACAUCUGCGUACAGGAAACUCUCGGUAGUAGCAUGCCAGCGUCCUCGAUUGCAGACACAGUAUUACGUUGCAACACUUUUGAGAGCCCACGUCACCGCUACGCGAGCAGUGGACCACGCUCAAUGUUUAGUGCAAGUCAUGAAUUUUGUUCUUCUGAUCAUGGAAGGAUUGCACGUCCGUCUGAAAUGCGACGUCUAUCACUUGAUUGUUUGGGUUCCAUGGAAGACAUGAAUGAACGAGACAGCUCAAAAAUAUUUUGGAAGUUGUCUAUGCACUUGGGCCGCAACUGGAAAUCUCUGGCUCGACAUUUGAAUUUCAGCGACGCUCAAAUCGACAACAUAGAAGCAGAUCAUAAGGGGCAGAGAGAACAUGGUUACCAAACACUCAUAGAAUGGGGAAGACGAGAGAACGCAACCAGAACCACUCUCUUUGAUGCUCUCGUUGCUUUUGAUCCCAGCAGAACGAUUUUCAAUCAUCUGUGACUUGCAAGAACUGAGGUGGAUCGCUAAAACUGUAAGGCAUGAAUAGCCUACUAGUCCGACGCACUAGUUAGCUAACCGCAUGCUACUAAAAAGUUUAUAGUAUAACUAUUGAUAUUUGUCUGUCUUAUUCCUCAGCAUUUGCGCAAGUCAAAUGACUGUUAUAGCCAUGCAAAAUGAA
Corticium candelabrum is the source of this 2731-nucleotide messenger RNA. RefSeq lists its product as uncharacterized. Gene Ontology annotation, cellular component: plasma membrane; bicellular tight junction. The transcript is spliced from 18 exons. The coding region runs from base 1 to 2553 and encodes 850 amino acids. Gene Ontology annotation, molecular function: cell adhesion molecule binding. Lineage: Eukaryota; Metazoa; Porifera; Homoscleromorpha; Homosclerophorida; Plakinidae. Gene Ontology annotation, biological process: cell-cell adhesion; protein localization to cell-cell junction; cell-cell junction organization. The record is from RefSeq and is a predicted model, not a curated record.